AUGGCGGAUAAAGGCCUGCCUCAGAAACGCGUCUCGAGAGCAUGUACCUACUGUCGUGCCCGAAAGAGCCGCUGCGAUCUUGACGCUUCCGGCGGCCAACCACCUUGCGGGCGAUGCGUGAAAGAGAACAGAGAGUGCGUAUUAGCGACCUCUAAUCGCGGUGGCUCGCGCGUGCGCAAGAAAAAGGCCACGGAUGGAAACGUCUCGGGUAGCCAUUUGCACCUAGGCGUCAUACAAGAGGAUGGUGACCCCAGCACAUCGCAUUCUGCAACACUGCAGACAUCGCCUUCCUUCCAACGUCCACUGCCUCCUGCCAUAGCCACGCACGUCUCGGGCCGUCCGCGCCCACUCCCAUCCUCCACCAACCCCGAGCCAGACGAUGGCGACAAUGAAGAUGAUGAUGCCUCGACAGCGGACAGUGCCUUAGCCACUGCCAUUCCGCGCAACCCUUCCGACGCGUGGCAGCUGCUGAAGGACGUCGCUACACGAGAAGCUGAUGCCUUAAGAAGAGAAGCCAGCAACAAUGCUCAGCUAUCCGCAGGCAAUGGCUCGUCCUCUGACGACCGUCGCGAGGCCCGCGGCUCCGUGAAUGGGAUACAUGCCGGCAUUGCAUCCUAUCGCCUGGUCCGCGAAGGCUACUUGCCCGUUGAUGUGAUUCAGAUGCUCGUGCGUCGGUACUCUGAGCAUUACCACCCCUAUCUGCCUCUGGUUCCACGGAAAUACUUCCAACCCAGCCAACUAGACGCUUUUGCCAUCAGUAACAAGCAUCUUCUGACCGCCGUGCUCACCAUUUCGUCCAAAGACCUCAUCGAGCAGCCCAAUAUCCACACCUGCUGCUCACGCUACAUGCACGAUCUGAUCUCCGGCAUCGCAGCAGGCGCUGACUGCGAGGUCGAGGCGGUGGAAGCCCUCCUGCUGCUAGCUGAAUGGGAGCCGCAGGGCCUGCGUAACCGCAUCGAAGCCGUUGGCCGUGGUGAAGAGGAUCGGGCGGCCUGGAUGCACGUUGGGAUAGCGCUGCGCUCGGCCUACUUCCUGGGCAUUGAUCGCACCUCCUUUCGCACCGAAGAUCCGGACACCGACACCUCGGAUCAUGACCGCAAACGCUUUGCAUGGGCCUCAUGCUACGUCUCGGACCGCCUCAUUAGCGUGCGUGUAGGUCGCGCCUUCUGGUCUCGAGGUCCAGGACCCAUGACCGGGCUGUCGUCCCGAGAUUUCCCAUCGCUAGCUCCGCAAGCACCCAGCGACGAGGACCACGCGAAGAUCUUCCAGGCCACGCUUGACCUUACGCAACUCUAUACAAACGUUCAUGAUGUGCUCUACAGCGGUAUGCGUACAUCAGGACAAAUGAUGCUGAUGGGCGAUUAUGUGAAGUAUGUGGACGACUUCCGUGCCGCUAUCGCCCGUUGGAACACUUCCUGGGGCCCAUUGGCAUGUUCGCAUCAUAUCAAAUGCACACUUCAGCUCUCGUAUGAAUACUUGGUCCUGUAUACCAAUGCUUUCGUUUUCCAGGCUGCCAUCAGCCAGGCUAUUGCGAGGCAUACCAAGCAUCCGCCUCCAGGCGCCACGACGACAGCCACUCCCUCGGCCAGCCAUACCAACUCCGACCCUAGCGUCACACUACGCGAUCAUCUCAAGUCAACAUUCUCGUGCGUCGCGAGCAUGCCCGACGCGCGCUUUAUCUUCUCGUCACUCGCGGCUGCAAAAGCGUACCUGACAUUGCUCUCUACGCAGAUCGACCCUGCGCGGCACCUCCGUUACCUGCCGCUACGCUACUACCUGUAUGGCAUCUACAGUGCGGUGUUCCUGUACAAGGCGCGCAGCUUUGGCGUUAUGGACGCCUUAGAGGAGCGUCAGGUGCGACAGCUGGUAUACCAGACUACCGAGGUACUGAAACGAGCCAGUGUCAGCGCUCAGGAUCCGGGCAGUAGGUAUGCCAGACUGCUGGAGCUGCUGUGGCUGAAGUCGGCGCCGUCGGUGCCUAGAACGGCAGAGCGGCAUCAUCAGGUGCAAUCGCAGGGGCCAAUGCCAGGCCAGGCACAGCCAAGCAUGAGUUCCCCUGCUGAGGCCAGCGAUACGGGGCUCUCGAGCACGGGGAGCUUGAGGAUGGAUGCGCACGGAUUCAUGCAAUUUAGCCCAGCCAACGACUUCAGCUGGUUGGAUCUGGAGGCCGUCGGGGACUUCGUCAGCGGUGACCAGAUGGGCGGAAUGCCGCCGAACCUUGGUGAAUAUACCAGCGGUGGUUAUGGGAUGGACCAGGGUGCGAUGGGCUGGGCACAGGGUGCUGGCGUUGGGGCCGGGGUAGGGCCUGGUGGUGCUGCGGGAGGAUGGCAAUUUGAUCUGAACGGCAACUUGCUGUUCUGA
Molecule: messenger RNA, 2361 nt
Organism: Cyphellophora europaea CBS 101466
Lineage: Eukaryota; Fungi; Ascomycota; Eurotiomycetes; Chaetothyriales; Cyphellophoraceae
Exons: 2
Coding region: 1-2361 (786 amino acids)
Biological process (GO): DNA-templated transcription; regulation of DNA-templated transcription
Cellular component (GO): nucleus
Molecular function (GO): zinc ion binding; DNA binding; DNA-binding transcription factor activity, RNA polymerase II-specific
Source: RefSeq, a predicted model, not a curated record